Messenger RNA from Adineta steineri, 1509 nucleotides. The record is from the annotation of a GenBank genome assembly. NCBI's taxonomy places the organism in Eukaryota, Metazoa, Rotifera, Eurotatoria, Adinetida, Adinetidae.
AUGUCGACGUCAUCUCUUCGGCAACAUCAACGAAAAUCGACAACAGCUAAUAGUGGUCAUUCUCCAUUAGCUCGAAAUAAUAGUGCUGGCAAUCCAACACAACAUCAUUCCUCAUCAACAUCAUUUGCAACUCAAAGGUCAUAUAGAUCACUUCCAUCGCCAACAAUGACAACAACAACAACGACAACAGCAACAGCAAAUAUUCUACAUGAAGAUAAUCAAAAUCAAUUCAAUGAAAAAAAUUCAAAUAAUUUCUUUUAUUUUGAUCAUCCAAUAAAUAACUUUCAAAAUUCAUCAAUAAAUCAAAAUAUUAAUGAUUUACAUAUGCCACGUUCAACACGUCAUCUAUGUGGUUCAAUUAUUCCUUUACAAUCAUCAACACCAUCACCAAAUAUUGAUCAACAAUCGAUAGAAAAUGAUACUCCAAAUUCACCAAUUUUUUCUCCUCUUCCGUUUCGAAAACUUGAUCUUAAAUAUAGAAAUUUGGGUCGUAAUGGAUUACGAGUAUCUCAAUUAGGCCUUGGUACUUGGGUUACAUUUGGCGGACAGAUAUCAGAUGAUGUUGCAGAAGAAUUAGUUACUGUUGCAUAUGAUAGUGGAAUUAAUCUAUUUGAUACAGCUGAAGUUUAUGCAGCUGGAAAAGCAGAAAUAACACUUGGAAAGGUUUUAAAAAAGAAAAAAUGGAGAAGAUCAAGUUAUAUUGUAUCGACGAAAUUAUUUUGGGGUGGAAAAGCCGAAACAGAAAAAGGACUCUCAAGAAAACAUGUUAUCGAAGGUUUAAGAGCAAGUCUUGAACGUUUACAAUUAGAUUAUGUUGAUAUUGUAUUUGCUAAUAAGCCUGAUACAUCAGUACCCAUGGAAGAAAUUGUACGUGCAUUUACACAAGUUAUAAAUGAUAAUCUUUGUUUCUAUUGGGGAACAUCAAGAUGGUCACCAAUGGAAAUAAUGGAAGCCUAUUCAGUUGCACGUCAAUUUAAUCUAAUCCCACCGAUUUGUGAACAAGCUGAAUAUCAUCUAUUUCAGCGUGAUAAAGUUGAAGUUCAUCUACCAGAGAUUUAUCAUAAAAUAGGUAUCGGUACAAUGACAUGGUCACCAUUAGCAUGCGGUUUAUUAAGUGGAAAAUAUGAUGACGGUGUACCAUUACAUUCAAGAGCUGCACUUAAAGGUUAUGGAUGGUUAAAAGAUAAAAUCUUGAAUGAAGAAGGAAGAAAACAACAAAGUAAAUUACGAGAAUUAGCAGUUUUAGCAUCGAAAUUUGAUUGUACACUCGCUCAAUUAGCUAUUGCAUGGUGUUUAAAAAAUGACAAUGUUCAUUGUGUUCUACUUGGCGCUUCAUCAGUUGAACAACUCUAUGAAAAUCUUAAUUCAUUACAAAUUGUUGCAAAAUUAACUCCCUCAAUAAUGGCUGAUAUUGAUCGAAUACUUGGUAAUAAACCAAUUGUACGAAUAACAACAAAAAAUGAAACAACUCUACCAACAACUAUUCAAUUACCACAAUCACAGCGAUAA